Molecule: messenger RNA, 2418 nt
Organism: Portunus trituberculatus (swimming crab)
Lineage: Eukaryota; Metazoa; Arthropoda; Malacostraca; Decapoda; Portunidae
Exons: 2
Coding region: 209-2071 (620 amino acids)
Source: RefSeq, a predicted model, not a curated record
AAUAUGAUAGUAACAGGAAGCCAGCUGAUGUGAGAAAAUAAGACGAAAAUAGUAAUAUAAAUGACGUCUUAGCUUCUGGGGGCAGUAAAUGAGAGAAACACAAAGCUGAGGUGAUAGAAACAUGUUAGGAAGUAAUGAAGAGGCUGGUAACUAAGCAAUACUAACCUGGGUGCGUUGAUACACGAUACAAGAUAAGAAGACACAAAGAAUGGAGGCUUCAGAAGUGAACAGAUUCCUGGAGGGGCGGAUCACCUUUGCCCGGGAGGAAGGUGGACUAAAGAUAUACCACAUUCUCCCAUGGCAAGAAAGGGAGGACAGAGAGAGAGGCUUCCGAGCAUUCAGCAUUGGGGAGCCGUCAGAGCAGCCCAGCCGGUGUGUGUUGCUGCUGGGGGAGACUGGAGCUGGCAAGACCACCUUCAUCAAUGCUGCCAUCAACCACCUCCUGGGAGUGAGAGUGGAGGACCCCUUCCGCCUACAGUUGAAGGAGGAGACAGGAGAUGAUAGGAUGGAGACAGAGAGCCAGACAGACCUGAUCACCGCCUACACAGUGUACUACAGAGAGGGGAUGAAGCACAGGUACAACUUUGUGCUCAUUGACACCCCUGGCCUGGCAGACACGAGGGGCCAGCAGCAGCAGAGUGACACAAGGAACCGUCUGGAGGCAUUUCUCACAUCAGACUUUGGGGUGGAUGACUUGCACUGUGUUGGGCUGGUUGCUAAGGGAAAUACAAAUAGAGAUUUUGAUUCCCAGAAGACUUUGCUUAAGGAAAUUAUUUCACUUUUAGGGGAUACUGUUCCUGAAAUCACUCAUGUUUUUGCAACUUUUGCUGUUGAUAAGCCUAUUGUAGAUGUUGUUAUGAAAAAUGCUGGAGUUUCUUUCAAAAGCAUAUUUGAGUUUGAUAACGGUGUCCUUUUCUGCCUCCAAACACUGCACACUAUGGUUCCCUUGAGAUGGAAUGUCAUGAGUACCCAGUAUGAAACCUUCAUUGAUGCACUGAUCAAUGCCCCAGCUGUAAGUGUUAACAUCCUUAGAGAAAGGAAACUCUUCGACACAUGUAAGAAGAAUCUUAAAGAAAAGAUUGAAAAACUGGCCACUUCAAUAGCAGCGAUGGAAAUUGAUAAGAGAAUAUAUAUCAAGUAUGAGCUACAAGAAGCUAAGAAUGAGGGAUGGCUGCAGGAGGAAACCAUUGAGAAGAAGAUAUCAGUAGACCUUGAAGAUGGCAUGCAUGCACACAACUGUCACACGUGCCAGCAAACGUGCAUCUUUCCCUGCUACAACAGCUCUGGCAGCGGCAUUCUGGCCGGCCUGGCUGGUGGGGCAGGCGGGACAGCUGCUGGUGCUGUGAUAGGUAACCUCACAACUAAUGUGAUAACAGCCGCUGCCGCCCGUGCUGCAUCAGCCAGGGGCCUUGCAGCAUCAGUGGGAAACAUGGCAGUGCGUACGCUUGGUGGAGCAAUUACAGCAUCAGAGGUGGGAGCUGUGGGAGCUGCUGGCACCUCGGCCUCCCUUGCCAUUGGUGGUGUGCUGGGCAUUGCCGUGGGACUGUUUACCGAGGCCAUGUUUAGCAAGAUGACAAGCUCAUGUGGCGUCGCGGCCGUUGACAAUGUGUGUAGUAAGGAUGGCUGCACACAUCCUCUGCCACAGCACGUUAAAGAAGAAAGAAUUAUUGUCAGAGAAAGUGAAGUGAAUAAGAAAAUUGAUAAAGAUAUGAAAGAACUUUAUGAUGUAGCCACCUCAAAGAAGCUGGAUGCAAACGCUAAGAUUAUUAAUGGUAGACAAAAGAUAUUGGCCUACAGGAGAAGUAUUUCUCAUAUCACUGUAGAGCUGAUGUAUCAUGCAAAGAGGUUAGAAGAGCUCACCUCACAGCAUUCUGACUACAUAGAAGAUGUGACUAGUCAGCUUAUCGGUGAAGUCAGACUAGGUGAACCUAACAUUAUUCCUUGUGCUGUGAAACAUAUUAACAUUUUAAAGAAAGCUAUGCAAAAACUUACAGAAUAUCCAGCUAACCAUGUCCUUGGUAAACAUGAACUUGUAGAGGAGAUGUUAGUAAGUAUGUACAGAGAUCACUAACAGACAAAUAGGUAUUGCCAGAACCAAGCUUUAAAUACUGAAUAGAGACAGACACUCCAGUAAGCAGCAGCAGCAGCAACCUCACACUGGAGGUGUGUGUGAGUGGUAUCUCUUAAAGGCAGUCAUCAUUAACCUGGCAAGGCAUCUGUUCUGUAGUGUAGCUUACUGGUGAAAGGUCACAAAACUCAUCUUGGAAGUCAGUUUUCAUGACAGUUUCAUGGUGAGAGACACCACUCUCUUUAACCCUAGCAGAGCUACACAGUGGUCAUAGCUAUACAGUUUGCUGAAUCACUUAUGAACAUUUUAUGUUGGGAUGUAUAUUAUAUAUUAAUAAAACAACUUUCUGA